GGAAGUAAGAAUUCAGUACAUAAACACAGAGUGAAAACGAAGCGCGCGGACCGCAUAUCAACUUCACAAUAUUAAGUGACUGCUGAUUAUCUUGAAAUGGGGGUAAACUUUAUAAAUUAAAUCGAUUGCAGCACUUAAUAUUAUUAAUAAAAUAAUGUUAAAAAAUGAAACAAUACACAUUUUUGAAUCGCUCUAAUUCAUUGAAGAAAAUGAAAUGUUUGUGGCGAAUGACUUGAAAUGAAUGAGAAGAAUCCGGCAAGAAUGUGGUCAAUCAGGGUUGUGCGAAUAUCAAGUGAUAUCCCUACUUACUGUACUCAUGUACUCACUGCUGAAUACUCAGAAUACUGAAUGAAUUUCAUUAGAUUACUCACUGUCAUUGAGCAGAGCUGUCGCGUGACUUGGGGGCCCCCUGCCACUAUUGGUUGUGUGCCCCUUGCCCUUACUUAACUUGAUUUACUUGCAUUCACAGCAUAAAUUUAAUCACAAUCACAACUUUGGCCCUUUUAAAAUUCAAGUCUCCCUGCAGACUGCAGGGUUUGUAGAGCCCACACGAGGACGGCUUUGCAUAGAGUGAUUGUCUUUGAAGAGCAAUCACUAAUGGCAAGAAGUAUAAGAAAUGUUGGUAAUUGAAAGUGUGGCUUUUCCCCCUAUUCUACCACAGCCGCCAUCUUGUUUGCCACAAUGGCAUGUGUCAUACCAACCAAUAUGGCAUGGCGUCCGUGUAAAAAAGUGGUGCAAACAUGCGUCUGCUAUAAUAGGGAGGGGAAAGGGAGAGAAUAUGCUGGUCUAGCUAUUUACAAUAGAAAUUCGAAAAAAGGAACAAAACGUUAAAAUUUAAUGACAUAAUUUCAGCCAGCACAUUUUUGUGGCUAAGGAAGCUACUAGGGGUGUGCCGGAUCCGUUUUUUCCAACCGGAUCCGGAUUUUCUUAUGCGAAAUCCGCCGGAUUCGGAUCCGGAUUCCGGAAUAAUCCGGAUUCCGGUUUCUCCCGGAUUCCGGAUUUUGGUACUAUUGGUAGAUACUUCGGUAAGUCAAGGUGGACUACUACUUUUUGUGUAUGGGAAUUCGCAAUCGGCGCCAAAAAAUCCGAGUUUUUAAUUUUCCGAUGUGUGUGUCUAUUUAUUAUUAAAUUAGUACUUUCGAUAUAUAUUUGAGUUCCGUUCCAUUUGGAUAAGUGUCUUACGAGAGACGCCAUGUUUCUACGCGUUCGCAGCAGGUUAUGCAGCUCGCUCAACCUAAUUUCGCCAUGGGGUUGGCCACGCCCCCCUUUUUAAUGGCGGAAGUUGACGAUACUUAGGAAAUAUUAAUUUAUUAUCACUAUUUACAUCAAAAUAAUUGAUAACUUGUGUUUCAGAAUGCAUUUAAAGACAUUUAAACUGGAAUGUUUUAAUUUGAGCUUUAACAACCCGGUAGAAUCCAUAUUAUAAAUGAUCAGAAUUUACCGUGUGCAACACGUUGUCAUUGGCAACCAUUCACAGCCACUUGCAUAACUGUAUCGUAGUACUACCUCAGAGUUUCAUUCAUAAGAGUUUGCCGUGUGCAAAAACUAUUAAACCAUUGGUCAGGGAAAGCUUUAAUUAAUUAUUCAUGUGCCAAAGUUGAAAGUUUAAACUAAGUCUAAACAGUAUUUUAGUGAUAAGGCAGGGAAUGCGUUGCCUUAUAUAAACUAUAUAGUCAUUGCGCAUGACGGGAUUGGUGGAAUGAGAUCACAGAAUGUGGAGAUGCAGUCCAUGUUAAAAAAUGACAAACCAAGUCGUACUUUAAAAAUUCAUAACUUUAAAACUACAACAGCUAAAUAUAUGAUUUUGGUGUUAUAAUUCUUUAAAAAAUUACAUCUUUUCAACUAUGCCAUUGGUUUAUUUUUACAAAAGGUUUAAAUUUUCUUAUCAAAGUCCCUACACUAUUGGCCACUAUUAGCGGUGCUGACUCUAGCCUCUGGUAUGUACGGAAUAUUAAACAUUAAACAAGCUCAACGCUCGAAACAAUCGAUUAAUGUAUCGUGAUCGUGUGAAAUUCGGGAAAGAGAAUUACUUUUAUUUCAGAUUAUGAUCCGGUGAGUCACAAAAUCUGGCAAAUUCCGAAAUCCGGUAUAUUCCGGAUUCCGGAAUCCGGUUGUUCCGGAUACAUGUAAAUCCGGCGGAACUGGAUUUCACCGGAUAGUGCAAAAUCCGGCGGAACCGGAUUCCGGCACACCCCUAGAAGCUACUUUAUUGUAUCCCUCUAGAUAUGUAGCAAGUAGUCUCCACAACCUGUGGUCGCCCCAAUUCCUUCAUAAAUUCAGCCGGUACAGUAAUUUAUUUAGGCUUUAUGAAAAAAUUUCAGCCAGUACAUUAAUUUAUGGCGGACAAAGCUACUUUAUUGUAUUUUCGGGCAAGAAGUCUCAAUUACUUGGUAUUGGUCCGUUCCCUCAACUAAAACAUGUGUGCUACAGUUACACACAGUGGUAUGUAAAGUGUAAAAAUUACAAAAUAUUUUUAAAAUAAUGAAAACCAAACUUACAGUUGCAUCUAAUACACCUUUUACACACUUAAUUGCAGGCUCUACCAAACAUAAAAUUCAAAAGUUGUCAGAAAAGUCAUUAGUCAAUACAAUUCCUAUGGUAAAUUCAGAGAAAGCGGCCCGUGGUUAUUUCCAUGCGCGCACUUUUACGUCUUAAAUGGAUCCUUAUGCCUAACCUGAACCCUAAAUCGAUGCCUAACCCAAACCCUAAAUCGAUCCCUAUGCCUAACCUUAACAAAGUCGACGUGGGGCGCUAAAUCUGAAACAGCCAUUCCCAUUUUCCAAAUUUCGAAAAAUGUAAAUAUUAUAAUUAGCCUGCCAAUGAUGUUAAAAAAAAAAGAAAGUAACAAUCCAAGAAUAAACAAAAGGGUACCUUUUCAUCCUGGUGCAAAAAAUCAACCGUACAUUGUCAAAAAUAUUUCAACUGAAUUGAUUCAUAACCUGAUCAUAAUAAAUUAAUCUUACUCUAAACUCUUCUUUGUUAUUUACAAGUCCAGUUCAGUAAUCUUUCCUACAAAUAUCCAUAAAAAAAUGGUGAAACUAAGAAAUAUUUUGAGUGGGAGUGGAUACAUUUUAAGUUAGUGCUUCAGGUUUUGACAAAAAUUGUUUCCUAAGCACAUAUUGUCUCCUAAUACUAAGCGCAGUGACAUCUUUUUGAGGGAAGCCCAACAAAUGGCGUAAGGCCGCCGCCGGUAAGGUAAAUAGUUGGUCAGACAUGAAAUAUGUGUAUGAUAAGUUCUUGUUCAUCACUGAGUAUUAUUCUCAUCAUAACUUUAUUCUGAUGAACAAUUUAUGGGCCAUACCAUACAGUUAGAUUUUUCUGUCUACUUAUUUAGAAGUUUAUUCUCUUGAUUCCACACUUCAACGUUUAAAUUAUUUUUAACUGAUUCCUUUUCCCUAAUUUAUAUUACCAGGUCUGGUACUAGUAUUUGUGUGAUUUAAAAAAUAAUUUUCUAGAAUGUGGGAUGAACAUUUUUUAUGUACCAGUUACCUGUAACUGUGAUUGAAUAUUGGCUUUAAAUAUUGAGGACAGUAAACCCCAGUUUGAGAACCACUAAUAUAGAUGAUAGUGAUUAAUAUUUAGUGUAGUUUGUAACUGAGGGUCUUAAACUAUAUUACUUGAAAAUAGGACUCUAUUUGAAUUACCCUGAGCCAUUCACCCAAGUGAAUGAUCCUUUAUGAUUUAGUCUUGAUCAAGAGUUAUGGCAAAUAGUAUUUAGUAAUCGUUAGUCUAAAAAUAUAUCAUUUAAUAAUAAAAUGUUUUAAAAAGUAAGCAUAAGACUAUAUCUUUUUUUUUUAUCUAGAUUGACUAAAUUCUAAGAUUUAUAAUUUAACAAUAAAGUGACUGGUUGGGGGGUCUUGGAUUGGUAAAUUUAAUAAACCAGCAUUCCUGAGGCUAUAUUUAAUAUAACCCUUGUGUUUAGUUUCCAGAUUCACUACAUUAAAGCUUUUAGUGGUGCGAUCCAGAAUAAGUUAAAGUUAAUUAUGUUUCAACAAUUCAGAUUUAAAAUGUCAUUUAUCUACAGAGAAAGUCAUCAUCCAAGGCUAAAGAAAAGAAGCUUAAAAAGAAAGAAGUAAGUGAAAGGUAUAUUUAAUUACUAGAAAAUGUAUCUAAAAUGCUUAAAAAUUCUCUGUUGAGUGAGAAUGAGAUAUGAUACUGGGUAUUCAAAGUAACUAAAUUUUGUUGAUGGAAAUUUCUGUAAUUUUUAAUAUUUCUCUUCCCUAUAUUUGAAAAAAUGGUAAAAACAAAUAUAUGGUUUAGUACUGAAAGGAUAAAUAACAUCAGAUAAAAUGUACGGAUUACUAAGUCAUAAUUUAUUCGUUUGUGCCUUGUUUAUUGAAAUUAUUGUAUAUGUUCUACCCUGUUAGUUGCAAUUGUUUCCUAGAUUUUCUAGAACUUUGUAUUUUUUUUAUAUUUCCAGGAAAAUGCAAAACUUACAGCAUUGUAUGCCAAAGUUGAAGCUGCAAAUAAGGUAUUUAUAAAAUUCCUACAAGCAUCACUGUUUUCUUUAUUCAUAAAAUGUCAAGUCUAUUGUAAUUUUUGUGGAUCUUAUUUUUGUAUACAUUUUUUCUUUAAAUAAGUUUUAAGGUGACAUAUUUAAAAUAUGUUAUUAAAGAGUAUUGGUAUUGAACAUAUGAUUCACUCAAGUUGUUAACAGUAGAGCAACUGUGACAUAUUGCUGAAGAUAACAAUUGUGAAGAUUCAUAAUUGUGUACAGCUAAAAAAGUUAAAAGGGUGUUAAGAAAAAAUGUUAUAAGGGAUUUUAUGCAAUUUUUCUUCUGCCAUUCAUGUUGUUUUGUCUGGUUCAUUGAUAAGUUAUUCUUAAAUGUUUUUUCCUCAUUAAAAAACUUUAUUAAUUUUUAAAAUUAUUAUCUGUAUCCCACAGCUUGAAGAUCCACUCUGUGUUUUUCCAGUUUUCAAGAAAUAUGAAAGAAAUGGGUAAGAUUUAAAAGAAAUGGAAAUAGAGGAAAUAACAUUCUUACUUUCUUCUAGCUUAAAUAAUUCUUUAAUCAAUGCCAGACUUUACAGGACAGAACACCAUUAAUUUUUCCCUUUGUAAACAUCCUAAUAAGACUGUACUACAACACCUCUUUCGCUGUCAAGGACUUCAUGACAUACACAUCUAUUGCCUAACACAGCAGCCAGAUUACAGAAAUACUCUAUACAACUAAUGAAGACCUGCACAUUUUCACAAUAGCCAUAGGGUGCAUGACCACUGGGUUAGAAUGAUGAUUAUUAUUCAUAUAGUGUAUGUAACAUAAAACACUAACACACAUAGAAUCACUUGUGAAAAGAUUUUCAGAUGAAUUUAUAUGCUAUAUCAAUUAAGCCGGUGAGUAACUAAACAAUUUUUUUCUCUCCCCACCGGCAGACUUAAUAUCUCAUUUGAAACAAAACGUGUUAAAGAUCUGGAUGAGAAAGCUAUAAACUGGGCCUUCGAACUUACAAAAUCUAACAUGAAGACACUGUGAGUAAUCCCCACUUAACACAGGUGGUGGUUUUAUUUUGGUGGUGAUUUUAACAUUUAUAUUCAUUCAAAAGCAUUUGGUGUAACAGGUGUACAUUUCAUGAUAGCCAGUAGGCAUAUAAUUUUUUAUAUCCCACUCCAAGAUGGCUGAUUUCAGACUUUACUGGUUUACAUCCUCUUCCCAAGGCUAGCUACAUUGCUGAGUUGACAAGUUCUUUCCACUUCUUCUAACUUACCUAUGCUUUUUACCCGGCUGGGGCAUAGGCCAUCUACAAGAAUUUUCCACUCAUCUCGAUUCUGUGCUUUCCUUUCCAGUUGCUUUCAGGUGUAUCCCAUACUUUGUGUGUCUGCCUCCAGCUUGCAUCCCCAUCUGUUUUUUGGCCUUACUCUCUGCCUUUUUACCCUGUGAGUUCCAUGUUGUAAUGUUAUCCGGGGGUAUACAAAGAGUUUUCCCUGUCCACAUCCAUAUUUUCCUUAAUGAGCAAUAGGCUCUAGGCCAGGGGUCGGGAACCUCUGGCUCGCGAGCCAGCGAGCCAUAUGUGGCUAUUGAUGGCUGCAUCUGGCUCGCAGACAAAUGUUAGAUUAUAAAAAAAAUGUUUCUUUAGACUCCUUUGAUUAGCAACAGCAUAACAAUGUUUUAUUAAAAAGAAUUCAGAGACAUAAUUAUUGCAUUUUUAGUGUUGAAAUUACACAAAAUGCGCACAUUUACUUGAAUUUUUAGUUUUAAACAUAAUGUAUGGCUCUCACAGAAUUACUUUUCAAAAUAUGUGGUGUCCAUGGCUCUCUCAGAACAUAAGGUUCCUGACCCCUGCUCUAGGGUAUGUCCUCUCUCCUCUUUCCACUUCAGUUUCAGAUGAAUUCCAACUUGCUACAUCUUGGUUUUUUUAGCUGUUGACUAUCAUGACAUCUUAUGCUGUCAACUCUAAUAUUUUCCUCAAGCCGUGAUGGCUAAAAAGAUUUAAUAAUAAUAAUAAUAAUAAGUGGUCUUAUAUAGCGCGGUACCCCAGCCUAGGGCUGGGCUCACCGCGCUGUACAUAAAUAUAGCAAAGAGGCAUAAUCAUAAUAUUAAAAUAAAAUACAUAAAUGAAAUUUCCAAGAAUCUGAAUUUUUAAAAAUCACUUAAUUUUGUAGCCUCUUACUGCAUUGAAUUUUUAAUCACAAUCGACAAUGGUGUGUUUUAUGAAAGAAAAAAAGGCUCUGCUAUUCCAUUUUAUGCAAAAUUCACAAUAAAAGACAAUCUCUACUUGGCUUAAAAUCUUAUAAAUGAACCAUUUAUUACUCCAGGUAUAAAUAUUAAAAAAUGUGAACAUACUUUGGCUUUAUUGAUUUCUGUAUUUCCAAGUAACUGUGUUUUAUAGAAUAAAAUUAAUCUUAUUUAUUACAUUGAAAGGUCAAAUGGUUAAUACUACAAUAUGUAUAUAAUUAACACAAAAAUAAAAAAAGUUUUAGAGUAUGGUUAUUAAGUUCAAUAACUGUUGUCCAUGCAAUUGCAUUUAGAAUAAAUUCUGUCUCUCUUGCAGAUAUGAACUGAGUGAAUGGGGCUGGAAAGACAGAGAAAAGAUGGAAGAAAUGACAGAGGAGAAAGCAUGGUAUCUUAUGGCCUAUGAUCAAGAUGGCAAGCCAGUAGCCUUCAGUCACUUCAGAUUUGAUGUGGAGCUAGACACAGAAGUUUUAUAUUGGUGAAUGAUAUGACUUUAAAAAAAAUACCUCAGAGUUCUCUCUUGUAAAGAUUAAAUUUAUGUGUUAGGAAUGAUACCAGUGGUUUGUUCUCUCAAUCUUGUAUGAAAGUAAGGUGUAAGAGAUGCAGAGCUACUUUUGCUUGUCAGUAGUAGUAUCAAAAUUUUUAACAGAAUAAGAUUGAGGGCUGACAUGUUUAACAGGGGUUUAACCAGAGAAGUAGCCUUUCAUCUUUGUGCGCCCCCACCACCACCAUUCAGUUCUUUUGUUUGUUUUGUUAUUAAUAAGGGGUGAACAUUAUUACUCUGCUUGACUUACAUUAUUUGUUUGCUUUAUUAACUUUGAAUUAAAUUUUAAAAAUUAUUUCUCUCAUUGCCACUUAGUUAUGAAAUCCAGCUUUGUUCAGACGUUCGCAAAAAAGGACUUGGAAAGUUCAUGAUGCAGAUCUUAGAACUUAUGGCAAACAAGUAAGAUUUAUUAUUACUCAUGGUUCAUAAUAAUGCUUAUCAUUAGUGUUUCCAUGAAAGUUUGUAUGCGCCAUGUUAUAAAACCAAUUUUUUAAUCGAAAAUAUCUUGAAUCUAGAUUAUAAUUCAUUAUGUAUGUAUGGCUGUAAUGCUGUGUCCAAUAGGCGUGCAAAAUAAAUUUCCCAGAAUUGAGAUUCUUAUAAAGUGUUUUGUCAAGUUACUUUAGUAGAUGGUUCACACAUUGCCACCACCAUUUUUUAGCGGGUUCUUUCUACUAGUGUUAAAAUAAUGCCAAGGACAAGCAUGUAUAGUCAGCUUUAGCUUUAAAGAACCAGUUGUGACGGAGAAUGGUCAUUUCCAAAAAUAGAUGAAUUUUCAAUAUUAUUUUCCCCAAUGACACACACUUUGGAAAUAAAAUCAUAUCUAAUGUUGGCUGUUGUAUGAUUGUGACUUGCAUGAUGUGAAUGUUUACACUACAUAAUGAUUAUUGUAGAUAUUCUAGUACUCCCUGGAAGUAAAGAAAAUCUGAAUGCUGCACAGCAUCAAGCGCUGAGAAUGAACCAGUAGUGAUUGUUAUCAUAUAGAUGAACUAUGAAGGUCUAUUUAUAAAUAUGACAGUUUGACUUUUUCGCUGUUAGCAACCAGUUUGAAAGUGAAUUUUGGGGCUGAAUUUAUAAUAUCUAUAAUAAUAAUCCUAGAGUGGAUCUUGACCCCUCCAUUCUCAUUUGCUGCUUUCCCCUGUUAUGUGCAUUAAAUGGUUAUGUGCAUUAAAUGCACACAAAAGAACACAUCCGUUACGCAGUGUGCUGUGUUCAUGACUGACAGCCAUGUUUAAAGAGAGAGCCCUUCACUGAUUCCAAUUAUGCCUGUUUUAAAACUAGGAUGGUGACAGUACAUGUAAAAUACCCAACGAAAACAGCAUCUGUACCCAUCACUACCCAUUCUAUAAAGAAUCAAUGCACCUAAGCAUUGGUGGAUGUAUGGAAUGCCAUCUGGAAUUAUUAUAAUAGAUUAUGCACCUCUUUCUGUAUUUUACCCUAGUAUUUAUAUCUUAGUACAUAAGACAACAUUAAGAUUGACAUCCCAAGUUUGAUCAAAAUUAAUCUUUUAACUUUUGCAAUUUGUCUAUUAGAAUCACUACAGAGCAAUUACAUAUGAUUUGUAGAUCUGUUAUCAAUGGCACUAAUUUUUCUAGCUUCAAUAGAUUAACAGCAAUGAAAACAGGUGCAUAAUUUGUUUUCUUAAUAUAUGAAAAUUAAAUUUACAACAUUAUUAAUCGAAAAACUUAAAUUUUCUAAAUUUGACUUUUUUUCUUUGACCAGAUAUGAAAUGAAGAGUGUGAUGCUAACAGUUUUUAAACAUAACAAUACUGCCCAGGAAUUCUUUGUUAAUAAACUCAAGUAAGUAUUCAAAUCAAAUUUCAAUGGUUACUGGCCUGUACAUUUGAGAUUGUUAGAUUUUAGAAAACACUGCUCUAAAAUGAGUAAUAUUUUAACACUGUUUAUUUUCCAUAAUAAGAGAAAGCAUUUAUUUAAGCAUACCUCUGAUAAUUAAAUUAUACACAUUGAAGAAGGUGUUCCUUUGACCCAUCUUUUAGCACUCUAGUUCUACGCUAACCCAAUAACAAAUUCAAAAAUUUUUGAAAUGUUGUCCAGCUGUAAGAGUGUCAAUGAAACUUAUGGUCUUGUUUUAUGCCUUAGAGUGGGCGGGCAGUGGUUUUGUUUUUGUGCAUGCUGGAGCAAGCUGCAAGGCAGCAGGUUGGGUGGUGCAGUUUGUGGCUGAUGCUGCUGUUUUCUUUGUUAACUUAAGUUGCAGGGGUUGGUUUAAAAUUCAGAUAUAUACAGACUGAUGAAUGACAAAGUAUAUUUUAAAAUCUUGUUGAAUUUUUGAGAAAUGUGUAGCUCUGAACCACUAGUUGAGCAAGCUUGUCUUCAUUCUCAUGUUUAAAUGGUUAAUUUUUAAAUUUUACAGAGGAAUGAUAAACUUUUACAAUAUUCCAAAUCAAUAGGUACACUGUUGAUGAGAUCUCACCAGAGCAAGGUAUCUAUGAUGAAGAAGACUACUCAUAUCAAAUUUUAAGUAAACUCACAAAGACAGGCAGAGAAGCAGUGUCCUUACAUGGGGCAUGUGCGAAAGCAUGUUGUUCGGCAAGUCACUGAUGUUGAUUGUUGUUAAAGAUCUUGAUUCGUAGAUGAAAUUUAGCAAGUUGAAGGAUUGCAAAAGUGCAGAAAACAUUUUUAUCUCCAUAAAUACAGUUUUAGAAGCCUGAUGCCCAAGAUUUCAAAUCAAUUUUUCGUAUUAAAAAAAACAAAAAAACAAAAACACAACAAUUUUUAGGUAAAAAUUGCACAGGUUAAUUUGACAUGAAUAUAGUUGCAGCACAUACUGUCCACAUAAAAAUAUUUUUCUAGGUGUAUUAGACCAGACAUUGCUGAACUCUAUGAGUCCUUUGUUGGAUGAAUGAUGUACGCAUGGUGAGCCUGAAGUAUGUUCUACUAUAUUAUGCUUGAGAAGUGUGUAAACUACAUUCUUUGAAGUUUUCAAUUGUAUGCUGUGUGAUUUAGCUAAUUUUCUAAAAUAAGAAUGUUGUUUUUUAGCAGCUUAAUACAAAAAGGUAUCUUUUGCUCAUUUUAAAAUUUCUUAACUAUAAUACUGAAUAAUUGUUACAAUGUAAUGCAGUAAAAAGUAAACACUUAUUUGACCAAAGAUUAAGUUUAAAAAAUAUGACCAGGUCGAUUAGAACUAUUUAAAAAAGUUUUUUUAAAUAUUGAUAAGUAGAAUUGUCAUAUCAAAUGAAGUGUACAGAAUAGCAUAAGUAUUGGUAAAUUUUUUUUUUUAAUGAUUUAAUUAAUAAAAAUGAAACAGUUCAUGUUAACAUUCAUUUAUUGAUAUUGUACUCUGUUAUUUUAAGGUUUAAUGUACUUUCUUUGACUUAGUUAGUAACACAAAAGUCUGGAUUAUGUAGUUAUUUAUAGUUGACACAACAGUUGGUUGUCAUGUUAAAGCUUUCUGUUUUUAAAAAAAAACCAUAAUUAUUUUGAAUGGCACGAGGAAAAUAAACAUUUUAUUUCUUGUAUAUUUGAAAUAUGAGUUGUGUCAGUGUUUUUUCAAUCAGACAUUGUUAGUGUUACCCUAUACAAUGAUCAUCAUAAGGACUGUUAAAUGAAAACAUUAGGC
Messenger RNA from Lymnaea stagnalis (great pond snail), 10786 nucleotides. The record is from the annotation of a GenBank genome assembly. Lineage: Eukaryota; Metazoa; Mollusca; Gastropoda; Lymnaeidae.